Molecule: messenger RNA, 3153 nt
Organism: Pneumocystis murina B123
Lineage: Eukaryota; Fungi; Ascomycota; Pneumocystomycetes; Pneumocystales; Pneumocystaceae
Exons: 10
Coding region: 1-3153 (1050 amino acids)
Biological process (GO): mRNA export from nucleus
Cellular component (GO): nucleus; transcription export complex 2; cytoplasm
Source: RefSeq, a predicted model, not a curated record
AUGGAAACUAGAGGAAGAAACUGGGCAAAAGAUACACGGGGAUCUCGUAUAGCUAAUCUUUUUUCAAGAAUAAAACAUAUUAAGGCAUCAUCUAAUAAGGGACGUCUACAAAAUGAAGAAAUAAAUAAUCAACAAGGAGCAGAAGCAAGACAAAAACGAUUUGAAAGAGUUCAAUCAAGAAAUAGAUAUGAAAAAUUAAAGCCCGAACGAGAACGUGAAAGAGAGGAAGCAACAAGACUUGGAUUGAUCGAUGAUCCAAAUAAGCCUAAACGGCUUAAUCAAGCAUUAACAUUUGUUGGAACAUGUCAAGAUAUGUGUCCAUUAUUUGAACGUGAGCAGAGAGAGUAUCAAAAAAAUCUUGAGCGCUGGGAAAUUAACCCAUUGACAGGAAGGGUAGAUAAAGAUCUCGCAGUUAAAGCGUUUCAUAGGCCAGCAGCAGGUAACGAACAGGCAUUACCAUCAGAUGUUCGUCCACCACAUGUUUUAAAAUCAACACUUGAUUAUCUUAUUGAUCGUAUUGUCUGUGGUGAAGAUAGUUUAUCUGAAACACAUAGUUUUGUUCGGGAUAGGACACGUUCUAUACGUCAAGACUUUACUUUUCAAAAUAGUCGUGGACUGGAAGCAGUAGAUUGCCAUGAACGUAUUGCACGAUAUCAUAUUCUUUGUUUGCAUCAAUUAUGUGAGGUUAAAAGUUUUAGUCAACAGCAGGAAAAUGAACAAUUACAAAAAGUUCUUCAAUCCUUAAUUGAGUUUUAUGAUGAUUUGCGAUGUCUAAAUAUUCAAUGUCCUAAUGAACCAGAGUUUAGAGCUUAUUAUAUAUUAUCACGUAUCCAAGAUCCAGAUAUCACUCGUCAAGCUCAAACAUUGCCUACAGAUUUAUUUUUUUCUUUUCCAAUUCAACAUGCGUUAAAAUUAUAUGCUUUAGUUCAAAGAAAUAACGAAAGAAUUGGGAUUCAUAAAACACCUAAUACUGAAGCAGCUCAAAAUCUUUUUACUCGUUUUUUUAAACUUGUUGCAAGCAAAGAAACUACAUAUCUUAUGGCAUGUUCUAUUGAAAUGCAUUUUACAAAUAUUAGAAAAGGUGCUUUGAAGGCAAUGAGACGCUCUUAUCUGGCUAAUCAUUCACCAUUCCCCAUUGAUGUGCUUGCUGAAAUGUUAGGAUGUGAUAGUAUCGAAGAAACUGCCAUAAAUUGCGAAUCAUAUGGCCUUACGGUUUACAGAAAUGCACAAGGAUAUCCUGUUUCUGUUCAUAUUCAUAAGUCUUCUAAAUGGGAUGAAACCCAACCUCCCAUUAAACAGAAAUUUUGUAAACGUCUAGUUGAAGCAAAACGUGGUUCACAAUCUUUUUCAGAUAUUAUUAAUGGAUCAAUGGGCGAGCCGUACCCUACAUAUUCUCUUUUUUCAACUCUUGAAAAGCCAGUCAAUGAAACAUUAGAAUUCUCUGUUCCAUAUUUAGAUUCAAAUACGCCUGCUUUUCAACCAUCACUAUUUAACAUAAAUCAAGAGACAAUUGAUAGACUAGAUUCAUCUACACUCACCUCAAAAGAAUUAUUUGAUAAUAUCAGGGAAAAUAAUAUUAAUAAAUUUAAAAAUAAAAAAGAUGAAGGAACUUUAGAUUUAGAAUCCAAAUUCCCACGGAUUUCCAAAGACAUUUCUUCUAACAAUAUUAAAAGUACAGACAAUAUUUUUGAAUCAUUAAAUCCUCAUAAUGAAAUAAAGAGUUCAUUUUCUAAUAAAUAUCAUUUUUAUGAUUCAUCAAGCAAUUUUAAUAAAAAUUUAUGUGAUUUAAAAAAUAUAACAGAUAAAGAACAACCUAAAAGACUUUCAAAACAUCAAUUUUUAGAUAUUUUAAACACAUUUUUCUUGGAAAUGAUGGAUAAUCAAAUAAAAGCAGUUAUUGCAACUAUAAAAACUGAAUUCGAAUCUCUUGAAAAAAGAAAUAAAAUUUUAAAAGAAUUUGCACAUGAAAUUACAGAGUCAUUAAUUAUAGAGAUAAUUUUUGAUGCAGUUUUUGAGUCUAUAGCAGAAAAUAUAGAUAAAAAAAGAGUUUUAAAAAAUAUAUAUAAAAUUAUAAAAAAAAAAUAUAAUUUAAGAGCAUCUCAAAAGAAAGAACUGGAGCAAAUGAGGGAAAAACAGAGACAAAAAUUGCUUCAAUAUUACUCUGCUUUAAAAGAAAUAAAUACAAUAAAUAUAAAAAAUAAAAACAAAGGAGAAAAAGCAUAUAGAUUUUUAAAUAAUGAAACAGAUGAAAAUAUGGCAGAAACUUUAAAGAAGACCCAUUAUCAUAUAAACGAACUCUGGAAAAACGAAGAUUUGACUAGUAUUCUUGUUUCAAAACUAAAACAUGAAUCAAAAAUAUCAUUUAAUUUUUGGCAACUUCUGAUUUUUUCUACAGAUUAUAGAACUCCAACUUCGCUUUGGUUAAGAGAAAAAUUUCAUUUAAAACCUGAUUUAACCGAAUUUGUUUGGAGAUUAACAACCGAUUUUGAUUUAAAUAUUGAAAUUAUAAUGCCUAUGUCAGAUACUAUAAAAAAAAACCAUUAUAAAAACAUAGGUGCUAUCGUUUUCGAAUGUAGCCCUCUGGAUACUCAAAACUCUCUAUUAUCUGCUAAAUGGGAUAUAUGGAAACAUCAAUUACAUACACUAAUUCAAAGCAUACCUUGUGAAAACAUAUUUAAAUUCCCUUUAUUAAUUAUUUAUUGGACAGAUCUAGAAUUAGAUAUUGAACCUAACCUGCUUUUUGAUAUACACUUGCUUAAAAAAACUCAUACACAAUUAACAAAUGUCAAUUUCUUCAAAAUUUCUUCAAUACAAGAAACAUAUUUAAAAACACCAUUUCAACAACUUCUUUCUUGCAUAUCAUUUAAUUCAAAUACACAUUUAUCUUCAGAUUUUAAGGGCAUUAAAAGAUUAAAACUUGAUGAUGAUAUUUUAUACAAUACAAAAAAUAACAUUACUUUAUUUAAAAAAAUACCUCAAAACUUACGAAAAAAAACAAGAAGAAACUCUUUCUCUUUUAACAUUCAAAAUAAUUCUGAAAGCUCAUAUUUAAAUCAAAUAAAUUCAUCUCAUUCAAUUAUACCAACAAUUAAGCCAAUAUCUAUUCAAAAGCUACUUCAUAAUAUUGAAACAGCACGGAAGUUAUUAACAUAA